ACUCUGCAUCCAGCAAUGGAUUGUCUGCAUUACACUCAGCCAGUCAGUCAGUCAGAUGCCAUUGGCUCGUCAACUUCCAUUGGCUUCUCCGUGUCCAUGCCAUCCGCCCCGUUGACCACCUCCACCCCACUGCCGCUGCCGCUGCCGCUGCCAGGCUGCAGGAGGUCCGAUGCGCCCGAUGGCUUGACGCGCUUGCGCGGGAGAGGGCCAGUCACACCAUCCACAGCAUCACUCACAGCGUAUGGCGGGGGGCACUCCGGCUGCCGCUCGUGGGGGUGGCUCAUCAAGUCCUGACACACACAUGGUCAACCAACACAUUCACACCCACUGCACGGGACGAGACAAGAUGAUUGAGGUCACGCUUGGCUCACAUCGUGAGUUCGCUUGUUGGCCUGUGGCACUGCAGCAGCCGCAGCGGCAGUGGCCCCCUGACAUACACAUGGAGACACACACGCAGAGCAGAUGACACCAACAAAGUGCGUUCUGCUUACCAUGCCUGCCGAGGGUCCACUUGCAGAGUGGCUUCCACUCUCAUCACCAACGCCAUCGGAACCACCUGAACACAACCAGCAGGUUCGCUCCUCCAUCCACUCUCCACUUUCACUCUCACUCUCACUCGGACCUGUGGGAAUCGCCUGGUUGAGCUGCGGGAUCAGCCAUGCAUCGCUGCCCAUCCGCGCGCGAGCCAGGGCCGCCGCCUGGGGAUUGCCCCCGACGCCCCCAUCGUCGUGGGGGUCCUCAGUGCUGUAAAGGCCGAUGGAUAUCUCCCCCCGGUAGUGCUUGCUCAUGCGCACGUAUACCGCGAAGGCGUCGUCUGGUCCGUCACCACGCAAGAGGACGAAUCGGCAUCGGUGAGGGUUCUCGCAGGCGGCGCUGUCGGUGCUGCCGAUGGUGCGGCCGCCCCACAGUGGCGUCCCGGGUCGCUGAGCGGUGAGCUCACCGAUGCGGGAGGAGGCAGCAGACGACGGAGGAUGACGGGCCACCGUCACACUCUCCCAAGGUCCCCCAUGGAGCAUACUAGAAGAUCAAAGGAGGGAAGGCACGGAAUGCGACACGCUGCCUUAUUGUGAUCGCAUGCGUUUGUUGCGUAUAUACCGAGUCAUCACAAUCUCGCGGAAGCUACGAUACUCGUGAUAGAUGCCUGCAGACGGACAGACAGACGAACAGACAGACAGACAGACAGACGGACAUCGAAAAGUGAGCAUAACACCUGUUCAUGCCUCUUACAUCGGCACGGAGGGUCGCUAGGGUCGAAGGUAUCUCUGUACUCGGCCGGCACUGUCUCAGGUGUGUGCACCCUCACCGGUAUCCCGCCCAGCCGCUCCCGACAAACAACCCAUGUCCGACCCCCCCACACAACCUCACCCGCCGCCCCCCGUGUCAGCCCCAAGUCGCCAUCUAGGCGAUUGCCGAAGAGGCCAUACUGCCGCAUGCUCGCCAGUCGGCUGUCGAUAUCCUCCUUGGUGCCCGCACGCCUCACAUCGCCCUCACCCAGCUGGAGGGGCAGCUGUUGGAUCCGCUUGAGGUUCUUGGCAAGCCGCAGCAGCGCCACACUCCCCGACCAGUCGCCCCCCACCUCUAUCACGUACCGCAGACGGAUCAGCCGAAACACACGCCGGCGACUGGCGGACUGACGCAGCGGCUGGUAGUCGAUGAUGCUCUCCAGUCUUUUGCUCUUGAUGAGGCCGUCGAUGGCCGACGUCACGGCGGUCUCGACUGCACUGCUGCCGGCGUGUGACGUGCUGGCCAUGGUGUUGCUGAGCUGGGCGAGGGUGGUGGCCUCCUGGCCCUCUGCACCGAUCCAUCCGGCGAGUGUGUGGUGGAGCUCCGGUGGCAGGCCGUACAGCCGCUGCACGAACAAGUGUGGGGUGGAGGGGACGGCACCAUCACCAGCACCACCACCACCAGCGGCGGCGGACGACGACGACGUGAGUGCGAACAUCUUGAAGUUGCCCUCCAGCUGCACGCACCGCAUCGCAUCGCAUCGAUCACACACACGCAU
Molecule: messenger RNA, 2002 nt
Organism: Vitrella brassicaformis
Lineage: Eukaryota; Vitrellaceae
Source: the annotation of a GenBank genome assembly